Molecule: messenger RNA, 762 nt
Organism: Aspergillus pseudoviridinutans
Lineage: Eukaryota; Fungi; Ascomycota; Eurotiomycetes; Eurotiales; Aspergillaceae
Exons: 1
Coding region: 1-762 (253 amino acids)
Source: RefSeq, a predicted model, not a curated record
AUGCCUUUCUACAGUAUUGCAGUGUACCGCGGCAAGGAUGGUCGUCAUGCUGGAGAUGCUGCGUACAAUCUCUUAAUGUCUCCUAACCGGGAGACAGCAGAUCGCUUUUACCGUUUCCUUCAGACAUACCCAGAUAUCUAUAACAAUAAGUAUAACUUUAACAAACUCGAAUCUCUAUCUGCACAGGUCUGGACGUUCCAGUCCAAUGACCAGGACGAUCUAAGGGAGCUCGUCAGACACAUGUGUUCGCGCGAUUUUACGAUUAGCGAUGCGAGAUUCCAAUCUAUCGUGGGCAGUGUCGUCUUACAUCAGUUUAAUUCCAACACAUGGUUCAAUAACACCUAUAUCCCCAUUGUGCAAGACGUUAACUUGGCGGCCCAUCUUAAUAAUGGGGAAUUCUUUAUCCGGCGCAAGCGGUAUCCCAGUCAGUUCUGGUACCUGGACAACAAGUGGAUAAGGGUGUCCGACACAGAAAGGACAAAAUUUCGCAUCGAACUAAAAGAAGAUGGCACUCAGACCUUAGGGACGCCUCUUUUCAUCAGCUCUGACCAAGUUCGAAUUAUUGCCGUCGGCUCCUCUUCUACUACCAUGAUCAAAUCGGCUAAGGAUGGGUAUGUGGGAAAAGAUGGUGAGAUAUCGACCUUUAAUUUUGGAGCAUUCAAUCAAGGAUUCGGUGUUAGGUAUAAUUCAGGUGACAAGAGUGACCAUAUCACGUAUACCGAUUCAGGGAGGCUACUUGGGGAAGAAUGGGAGUUGGUUUAA